AGAGAGAGGAAGAGAGAGAAGGGACAGGCAGCACCAGCAAAGAGAGAGAGAGAAGGAGGAAGAGAGAGAAGCAGGCAGGGAGGGGUGGAUUGCUGCUGUCACACUUUCACACCUAAUGUCUACGUUGGGAUAGAGAGAUUUGAUGUCCGAGGAGGCAGGGUUGGAUGUGAGAGGCAGCAGCGAGGAGAGAAGCAGCCAGGCGCCCAGAGACCCGGAAAGUGAGAGGGCACCAGAGUCCACCCUGAGCGGCACCGCCAACACCACGACUACCACCUCUACCAGCAGCAUCACCUCCAACCAGCACCACAACAACAGCGCUAGCCCCACAGCCGUCUCCAGCAGUAGCAGUAGCGGUGGCUCCAGUGGUGCCAUAGGUGUUAGCAUAGUUAGCCGCAGCGCUAAGGGAGCAGAGGGGAGGUCCUCCAUGCAGUUCAGCACCAGACCUCCCAGUGCUGAGCCUGGCUUCAUGGGGACAUGGCAGCAACAGAGCACUGACCAGAGCAACCUCCUCUUCAGAAUGUCCCAGCAG
Messenger RNA from Salvelinus sp. IW2-2015, 529 nucleotides. The record is from RefSeq and is a predicted model, not a curated record. Lineage: Eukaryota; Metazoa; Chordata; Actinopteri; Salmoniformes; Salmonidae.